UGUUAUCUUUGAACAAAUAUUCUUUAGAGAAAUUAAGUGAGAAUUAUGAAAAUGAAGAUUGUUUUCAUAGCCUCAUUGAUUUUGGUGUUUUCUAAUUUUAUUGAAGCCUCAGAUGGAAUGGAUGUUAUGCAUAUUGCUGGCAAAGUUCUUUGCCAAGAUUGUACUCAAGGAUGGAAUGAAUGGGUUGAUGGUGCCAAAGCCAUCAAAGGUAGCAUAGUAUCUCUGACGUGUCUGGAUGAGAGAAGAAGAGUGAUGUAUUACGGAAGUGACCUCACGGAUGAAGCUGGAAUUUUUGACUUAAUUGUUAACCAAACUUGUCAUGGCAAAACAAUUAAGCCACAAAAUUGCUUUGUGAGAUUGGUUUCUUCACCUGACCCUGUUUGCAAUAUUGCCACCGACUUUGCCGGAGGAAAAUCCGGUGUAAAGCUCCACCGUCCGACGGUGGUGUACCGGGACUUGCUCAAAUAUGUGCUUAGCCCUUUCUACUACACAUCUCCCAUGUGUGAUGAACCUAAUAUUAAUGAUGAUGAUAAUUUGGAGACUAAUGAUGAUAAAAAUCAAAACAACUAUUAAACUAAGUUCUUGAUUUUUUAAAAAAUUUUAAUGUUUGUUUUAAAUUUCCCAUUUUGCAAAUGGAAAAUGACAAUUUAUCUAUGUUGGAUGAGUUGAUAAUUUUAUUUUGUA
Molecule: messenger RNA, 684 nt
Organism: Solanum stenotomum
Lineage: Eukaryota; Viridiplantae; Streptophyta; Magnoliopsida; Solanales; Solanaceae
Product: pistil-specific extensin-like protein
Exons: 2
Coding region: 46-573 (175 amino acids)
Source: RefSeq, a predicted model, not a curated record